AUGAAAUCAAUUUCUUUUAUUUGUUUAUUAAUUAUUGGAUUUUUAUUAAUUGGAAAUAGUUUUGCUAACGAUUCAAUUAAAUCAGAUGAAAUCACAUGUAAUUUGUGUAAUGCUAUUGUAGGAUUUGCAGAAAAAUAUGUUACUACAAAUGCUACUGAACAAGAAUUAAUUAAAAAACUUGAUGACUAUUGCGGAAUAUUACCAUCAGAAUUUAGUCAAUCUUGUGUUGAAACAGUUAAUAACUAUGGUGUAUUAAUUAUUAGAUUAUUAAUUAAUAAAGAAGAUGCAGAUAAUAUUUGUAUAAUGAUUGAAUUAUGUCCAAAAUCAUCAUCAUCAUCACCAUCAUUAUUUUUAAUUAAUGAGAAUAAUAGUAAUAGUAAUGGCACAGAUUGUGAAAUUUGUACAUUCAUUACUAAAUAUGCUGAAAAUUUAUUAGAAGCAAAUAAAACAAUUGAAGAUAUUGUAAAAGUUGUUGAUGAUUUCUGUAAAGUUUUACCAUCUCAAUAUAAGACUGAUUGUGUUGCCAUGGCUUCAAAUUAUAUUCCAGCAAUUGUUAAAAUGUUGGAGAACAAUUAUAAUGCAGAACAAGUUUGUCAAAAGUUAAGUUUUUGUUUACCACCACCACCACCAUCAACUGAAGGUACCACUCUAUGUGAUCUUUGUUUAGAUUUCGCUAAUGAUGCUAUUGAAAUUGUUGAAAAUUCAGGUGAUGUUGAAGCACAACUUUUAAAAGAAUGUAAAUACUUUUUCUCAUUCAUACCAACAAUUGAAAAUCAAUGUGAAAAAAUUAUAAGUGAAAAUUUUGAUGCAAUUGUUAAUGAAAUUCAAGAUCACAUAAAUCCAACCUCUCUUUGCCAAAAUUUCCUCCAUAUUUGUAAUUAA
Messenger RNA from Dictyostelium discoideum AX4, 882 nucleotides. Its product is annotated as saposin B domain-containing protein. Gene Ontology annotation, cellular component: extracellular region; lysosome; cytoplasm. Bases 1 to 882 code for a protein of 293 amino acids. The transcript has 2 exons. The record is from RefSeq and is a predicted model, not a curated record. Gene Ontology annotation, biological process: sphingolipid metabolic process; lipid metabolic process. Lineage: Eukaryota; Evosea; Eumycetozoa; Dictyosteliales; Dictyosteliaceae.